AAGAUGGAAGCAAACGCAGCAAGCUCAGUGGAAAGACUGAAACCGAUGAGCAAAAGCUGAGAGGAAGAAACCCACAGCGUUCAUUGCUUCCAAAGACACAGACAGAACAGGUCAAGAUAUUGUGGAAGAAGCAACCUUCUGAGGGAGUAGUUUCUGUUUUGAACACAAAGAAAGACACCUCAGUAUUACGCCUGAGAGAAUUCCAGACCCUGUCAAAAUCAGAGUGGCUCAUGGGAGAGACAAUUGAUUAUUAUAUUCAAGUCAUCAUGAAGCAGUGUUCUCAGGACAACAUCCUAUACAUUAACCACUACACAAUGCAUGUGAUCCUGAAUGGCUCACCUGAACAGAAAAGUGGAUUUACCAUGCGAGGCACAGACUUCAACAAAGUUCAAGGGGCCAUUGGUUUUGUCAAUGAAAGACAGCACUGGAAACUUGUGUACCUACAUACCAUCUCAAAGAAAAUCUUCACCCUUGAUCCACUGGUGCUGAUGGAUGUUGAUAUGGUGCAGCGGGCCAUUGAUGCCUUCAGUCGGUUCUUUAAGAUGAGGAGGAACCGUCUCGGCAAACAGGAAUGGACUGACAUAAAAUGGAUGCCUGGGGCUAUACAGCACUCAACACAGAAGGAUGGGUCUAGCUGUGGUGUCUUUGUAAUGCAGAUGGCAAGACACAUCAUUGAGGACUUUCCUCAGGUUCCAGAUAAAAUCUCAAUCAAAGGCACAUACAGCGCAGUCCAGGCCUACCGCAUAGAGAUGGCAUGCAAAAUACUUGAUGCAUCAGAACCAUUGAACCAGUUUUGUUCAUACUGUGGUAUGACAAAAUUGGGCAAAUUCAAAGAGGAACCUGAGUGGAUGGGCUGUGAUGAAUGUGUGCGUUGGUACCAUAGGAAAUGCACAAAAAUGUCCCAAAAAGAAUACCAAAUGUGCAUUGAAAAGCAUUGGAAAUGUGAAUAUUGCUGAAUGAUAGAGGUCUCACACGGGGCUGUUAAGGCUGUUAAUUUGAGGUUUGUUUGGACGGUUCCAGUUCCUACCUAUUAUCGAUUGUUAAUGAUCCAGUGCAUACUUGCAUAGUUGAAUGGGCUGUUUCCCAAAGUAAGAGCUUUGUAACUUUGGGGAUUAUGUCUGACAUAUUAGAGGUGAUUGUCUGUCCAUAUAUUCAGAAAUGACAAAAGUAUUGAAAUAACAACCUAUCAAUCUGUAUUUGUUACAAAACAUAUCACUGAUAUUAAUGAGGUAUUUAGAAAAACACAGAGUUAAACUGUCUGAGAAAUGUAAGAGGUGAUUUUGUUGUCAGUAAAUUCAAGAAUGAAAAACCUAU
This is a messenger RNA of Perca fluviatilis (European perch), 1314 nucleotides long. RefSeq lists its product as uncharacterized. Gene Ontology annotation, molecular function: cysteine-type peptidase activity. Bases 231 to 956 code for a protein of 241 amino acids. The record is from RefSeq and is a predicted model, not a curated record. NCBI's taxonomy places the organism in Eukaryota, Metazoa, Chordata, Actinopteri, Perciformes, Percidae. The transcript has 10 exons. Gene Ontology annotation, biological process: proteolysis.